CCUUGCACAACCACACAGAUCAUACAGUACCUAUAUUGUUGGCCUCCCUCACUCCUGUGAUAACCCUCUACAUCUUUUCUGCAACGAACCCUGGGACAGGCCAGGGUGAAUGGAAAACAACAAAUGCCGCAAAUCUCCUCUCUCGAUACCAUCAAUGCGGAACUCGAUGAACCUGCCGAGCAGGCGAUGGACUUCUUUCGAUGGGUGGGAUUACAACGGCAUGAAAGAACGUUUGCAGGCAGCGCUGGACAACAUCGACAAGCCUGCGCUUCUGCGCCAUGCCGAGCGUAUCAAGGGGCAAAAAGUCAUCAUGAGCGAGCCAUUCUCGGCGGGCCAGUACUGGAUUUGUUUCGAGAUGAUUGCCGAGGACGACAGCCUGGUCAUUGCCCGGGUCCGCUUGCCCCGCCAUCCCGAGGUGCCGGCUACCGUCAGAGAAGAGGAUGAAGCAUAUGGCAUCGCGUGCGAGGUCGCUACAAUGGAGUUUGUGAGGCAAGGACUGUCUGCAAUUCCUAUCCCUCGCCUAUACGCAUACGAGGGCCCGGGGUCACAGCUUGCUGCUGAUGUCGGGGCUGCAUAUAUGCUUUUGGAAGGCUUCUAUGGAAAUACCCUGCAAGAUGUCGAAUUCGAUAUUUGUAAUUUGCCAGUUGCAACACAAGAACACAUCAUGAUGCAGUGGACAACGGUUCAAGCGGAACUAGCCACUCUUGCAUAUCCUCAAAUAGGCGCUGUCUGCUCUAUUUCCCCGUCGGGAGAACCAGUUAUAGGCAGUUUAGCUGCUUCCUCCGCUGCAGAGCUCAGAGAUGCCGGUCCAUUCUCUAGAGCAGUUGAGUACUUCACUGCCGUUGCAAAUGCCGCGGCCGGCAAGCUGGAUUCAUCCACUAGGCUGGGUGCCCUGGUCUUUCGCGACAUUUUGGGCAAGACUACCCUGUUCGGAGACAUCGACACCGUUGAACAAUUCCCCCUCAACCAUAUGGAUCUCGGCACUCAGAACAUCAUCGUGGAUGAUAACUUCAAUUUUGUUGCCAUUAUCGACUGGGAGUUCGCGCAGACUGCUCCGUGGCAGGUCAACCGCUACCCUAUGCCGUUUCCUUUACUAGGACCAGACACCGAGGACAUUCUCAGAAAUCCUAGCCAUCUCGCGUACAAGAAUGUUUUACGGCAAGACGUUUCUCGACGAAUCUACCGCCAGAAGUUCCAAGAGGCCGAGAGGAAACUGAAGGAGGAGGGCCGAGCUCUUGAUGGGUCCUUUGCAGACACUUUGAAUAGUUCAGCAUCAAGGAUAUAUGCUUGCUUCACUAGCCUAGGUCGUUUACAGCAGGCUGAUAGGGGCCUCCUGCGUGAGAUGGUGCGCCUUGCCUUCGGGUUUGAUGCAGACAAAGUGGAGGAGUAUCUCUGGAAGCUAGAGCAGGGUGGCGAGUUAGGUGGGAGCGGGUAGGGCAGACUGUACAUUGAGGUUAGUCCUGGGAAGCUGGAUGGCGAAAUGAUCACUCCUGCGGAGCUUGCCGAUCAAGUACAAAUUAUUGGAUGUUGACGCGAUUUGGAAUGGAACCGAA
This is a messenger RNA of Parathielavia appendiculata, 1553 nucleotides long. RefSeq lists its product as uncharacterized. The transcript is spliced from 4 exons. NCBI's taxonomy places the organism in Eukaryota, Fungi, Ascomycota, Sordariomycetes, Sordariales, Chaetomiaceae. The coding region runs from base 167 to 1435 and encodes 422 amino acids. The record is from RefSeq and is a predicted model, not a curated record.